Messenger RNA from Peniophora sp. CBMAI 1063, 786 nucleotides. The record is from the annotation of a GenBank genome assembly. Lineage: Eukaryota; Fungi; Basidiomycota; Agaricomycetes; Russulales; Peniophoraceae.
AUGUCCCGGACCUCCUACGAUCGAUACUUAACAGUCUUCUCACCAGAAGGCCGGUUAUACCAAGUCGAGUAUGCUUUCAAGGCGAUCUCCGGUUCAGGACACACCUCCAUAUCUGUGCGUGGGAAGGACACGGCCGUCGUGAUUAUUCAGAAGAAGAUCCCCGAUAAGCUGGUUGAUGCGGGCACUGUCACCCAUCUAUACAGCAUAACGCCCAGUAUCGGAUGUGUCAUGACUGGUCUUGUCGCGGAUUCGAAGACGCAGGUCAUGCGUGCACAAAUGGAGGCGGCCAACUUCAGGUACAAAUACGGCUAUGAGAUCACCCCGGACGCGCUUGCAAGGCGACUGGCGAACAUGAACCAGGUCUACACACAACGUGCAGGCAUGCGUCCAUAUGGCAUUGCCAUGAUCAUGAUCGGUAUCGACCCGGAGUACGGACCUCAAGUAUAUAAGCUUGACCCUGCGGGCUACUUCGUCGGCUUCCACGCAACAGCCGCAGGCCAGAAGCAGCAGGAGGCGAUGAACCACCUCGAGAAGAAGUGGAAGCGUCUCCCUGGUGGCUCCGACGACGCCGCUGCUGCACGCGAGACGCUCUCGCGAGCACAGGUUAUCGAAAUGGCUAUCGAGGCUCUUGCGACAGUACAUGCGACGGACUACAAGGCUGCAGAGGUCGAGAUCGGCAUCUGCAGUACUGCGGAUGACGAGCCUGAAGACAAGAAGGGGUUAUGGCGUACAAUGGACGAGGCUGAGAUUGAGAAGCAUCUGCUUGCGUAUGCCGAGAAGGACUAA